Peniophora sp. CBMAI 1063 is the source of this 1170-nucleotide messenger RNA. The record is from the annotation of a GenBank genome assembly. NCBI's taxonomy places the organism in Eukaryota, Fungi, Basidiomycota, Agaricomycetes, Russulales, Peniophoraceae.
AUGUCUACUCCCCGAAGCCCGUUUACUAUACCGGAGGCAUUAACCAUCUCGUUCGAUGCUGUUCAAGCUCCAACAUUUGGCCGCGCAACGAAGAGCCUGACGGCGCUGAAAGCUGUUGGCGAUGGGAGCUUCGGCUCUGUCUGGCUAUGCGACUGGCACUCUGAGUUGUCGUUUCCUAUUGAGCUAACAGCACCGUCGGCUGGGCCUGGCUCCCGUCCAGAGUACCAGGGAAAGCGUGUCGUGGCCGUGAAACGCAUGAAGCGGCAGUGGAGGGGUGACGAGGGAGAUUGGAGGACACUCCGUGAGAUACAGGCGCUGCGCUCAAUCCCAAGACACGCCAAUAUCGUGCCCUUGCUUGACGCCUUCGUUGACCCCGACGGGCACGAGCUGUAUCUCGUCUUCGAGGCCCUAGAAGGUCAUCUCCUCCAACUCAUCAAAGCUCGUCGAGGUCGACCACUCGCAGAUGGCCUGCUAGCAUCUAUAUUCGUCCAGCUGACGCGAGGGAUUGCGCACAUACACGCGUCCGGGUACAUGCAUCGGGAUCUCAUCCCUGAGAACAUCAUGCUCACCACCUUCGGACUGCACGAAUAUCCGGGCUUCUACGACGCCGACGACGCAGAGGCGAGGGACGUUCUACUGGUGCUCAAGAUCGCGGACUUCGGCCAAGUCCGGGGAUCUAGGGGUGUGCAGACGUACACGGAAUACGUUGGCGAACGCUGGUACCGUGCGCCCGAGGUCCUUCUCAAGAGUCGUCGAUACACUACGGCAGUUGACAUGUGGGCGCUCGGCUGUAUCGUCGUGGAGCUACUCAAUCUUCGCCCUCUUUUUCCUGGUAAAUCGGAGUACGACAUGAUGGAGAAGCUCGUACACGCCCUCGGGGAUCCUGCGACGGACUUCAGUGCGGAUACAGAGCUUGCUGGGGGUGGCCAGUGGGCAGAGGGAGUUGAGCUAGGGUUGCAAGUCGGGUACAUAUUCCCACAGGGCUCACCACCACAGCCCAUCCGCGAUCUCGUCGGCCUGUCAUACACUCGCGCGAGCCUAACUGAUUGCAUAUCAGCUUUGCUCAGAUGGGACCCUGGUGCACGACUGACGGGUGCGGAAUGUCUGUUCCACCCGUAUUUCAUUCGGGCUUCGGCGUACGUGGACGCGUUGCCCAGCGCACCUGUCUGA